GCAGAGAAAGAUUCUGCAUCUACAGACCCCUACUACUGUCUGUCUGACUUCAUUGCCCAAAAGGAUUCUGGGAUACAUGACUACAUGGGUAUUUUUGCUGUAGCCAUUUUUGGUGUGGAGGACCUGAGCAAAGCUUAUGAGCUCAAGGGGGAUGACUACAACAGUAUCAUGGUCAAAGCCCUAGGGGAUAGACUAGCCGAGGCAUUUGCAGAAGAACUACAUGAGAAGGUCAGAAAAGAGCUGUGGGGCUACUCCAGCUCUGAAGAUCUGAGUGUUGAUGAUCUGCGCAAGAUACGAUAUAAAGGCAUUCGUCCAGCCCCGGGCUACCCCAGCCAACCAGAUCACACAGAGAAGCUUACUAUGUGGAAGCUGGCAAACAUAGAGGAGGCAACAGGUAUAAAGCUCACAGAAUCCCUUGCAAUGUCACCAGCUGCUGCAGUCUCUGGUUUAAUGUUUUCUAGUCCAGUAUCCAAAUAUUUUUCUGUUGGAAAAAUUGGUAAAGAUCAGGUUGAAGAUUAUUCACAUAGGAAAAAUUUGACAGUGGAAGAGGUUGAAAAAUGGCUUGGUCCAAUUCUCAGUUAUGACCCUGAUGAAUAA
This is a messenger RNA of Nanorana parkeri, 597 nucleotides long. Its product is annotated as methionine synthase-like. Gene Ontology annotation, molecular function: methionine synthase activity. The transcript is spliced from 4 exons. The annotation marks the transcript as partial. NCBI's taxonomy places the organism in Eukaryota, Metazoa, Chordata, Amphibia, Anura, Dicroglossidae. The record is from RefSeq and is a predicted model, not a curated record.